AAAAGAAAAUGGCGACAAGAUUACAGGAGUGUUAAAAAUUAUGGCAACACAAAAGCCCGGAGAAUGGGUUCAGUCGUUGAUUCAGCGAUUUGACGCCCAGUUGCCCAUCAAGACUGGACUACAUACAACACAAUCAAUACAGAAUGUGGAGCAAAAUAAAGAAUGUCUUAUAAGUGUGUCCAAGCACAAAUUCUCCUUAGUUAUCAAUGGGUUGACAAAAAUCCUGCAGAAUGUCUCGAGCAUGCGUAUCCAUCCUGAAGCAGAAAGAAAUUACCAUGAAUCACAACUCAUCAUUUUGGACUCCUUAGAACAGGUUCUGAAUUCUCAACCAAAGGACACCUCGCGUCUAGAUGAGGCAAUUUAUGUUAAACUUCUCCUUCCAGAGAUAUGUAAGUUCCUGAAUCAGCCCACAGACAACCCUAACCCACUGGUUCUACAACUGAAGAACUUGGCCUCCAAAGUUCUGUUUGCUCUCAGCCAGAAUAACUUCACAGCCGUCUUCAACAGAAUCUCUGCAAAGUUAUCUAACCUGCCUAGUGCUGAUGGUGACCAGUCAGACCUGUCAGACCUGGAGCUUAUCCAGCAUAUAAACGUAGACAUCCACAGACUUAUCAAACUUCUUAAUGAGGUAGUGUGUAAAUUUAAGCCCAUUAAGAAACAGGUGUUUCAGACAUUGGCCAAUAAUUUAGAAAAGGCAAUAUGGAAUUGGAUGGACAAUUACCCUGAAGAAUUUACAGACUUGCAGAAAAGGCCAAAUGAAGAAUUGCAAGAGUGUUCAGACAAAUUGUUUGAGCAUUUUAACACGAGUUGUAUGGAGUCCCGGAAGAGGACAGCAGCCGUUUGGCCGUUACAGAUGAUGCUGCUCGUCAUGUCCCCAAAAAUCUUGGAAGAAAUAAGUAAUGCAGAUGCAGGUGCUCCUUGUUCACAACAAAUUAUGAAAAAAAAAAUGUUCAUUGACGAGGUGAAGAAAGCUAUUGCCUCCCAUCAUGGAGGUUCGAAACAGAUGAUAGAGGGCGCUGCCAUUACCUGUGUCCGACUGUGUAAAGCCUCCACUUACAUCAGCAUCAACGACCGCCUAAAUGUCCUCUUCUCCUUUGUACAGUCCAUCAUUAAUGAUUUAAAGAAUCUUCUGUUCACACCACCACCCACCAAAGCUUUCUCCCGGGGGCAGGGCAUUGUGGGACAGGACCUGGAUUUAUAUAUAGAUUGCUUUGUGUCCUGUUUUAGAAUUACACCACAUAAUAACGACGUUCUGAAGAUCUGUCUGAAUCCACACUCCCCUCCCAUCUAUCACUUUGUACUGGUCAAUGCACUGCACAGAAUUAUCACUCAGCAAAGACUGCCCUGGUGGCCCAGUAUCAAUAUCAUAUAUGGGAAAGCAGCUGAGCUCCGCAGCAUGUUCACUGAUACCCUGAAUAAAGUGACCCAGGGUAUGGCCACCAACCCCACCCCCAAGGUCACUGGGAGCAGCAUCCCCUACGUCAGUAUAGCAAACUUUACCAAGAUGACCCUGUACAAACUGAGUAAGGCUACAGAUGAGAACAUGACGACCUACCGCUACCUGCUGCUGUGGAUUGUGAGACUCAUUCAUGCUGACCCCUACCUGAUGUUACAUAAUCAGGGUAAGCCAGGUCAUGAGAUUCAGAGCAGCACCCUGGAGUUGAUGAACGGACUGGUCUCUCUGGUUCAUCAGCAGUGUAUGCCAGAUGUGGCUCAAGAAGCUAUGGAGGCCUUGCUCUGCUUACAUCAACCCCAGAAUAUUGAGUUGUGGAAUCCGGAGUCACCCAUUAACACAUUCUGGGAUGUCAGUUCACAAGUACUGUUCUCCAUAUCUCAAAAGUUGAUUCAGAGACAGCUGGUAAAUUAUACCGAGAUCCUGAAGUGGCUGCGAGAUAUCCUGGUGUGUAGGAAUACCUUCCUCCAGAAACACAGUGCUAACGCCAACCUGGGCAACAACAAGACCAUCUGUAUCCACAUCAAGUUAGAGGUUGUAUUUUUCAUGUACCUGUGGAGUAUUGACAUUGAUGCUGUGUUGACGGGCAUGUCCUGUUUUCACCUUCUGUGUGAGGAAGCUGACAUUAGAUGUGGAUCAGACGAGAUGGCAGUUACCCAGAUACUCCCUAACUACAAUGUGUAUGCCGACAUUGCUCAGGCCAGCACUGUAUUAACAACAGGGAGAGCUGCGUUACAAAAACGUAUCAUGGCUUUGUUAAGAAAAAUAGACCAGUACACAUCAGGAAACUCACAGGCCUGGGAUGACACAUUCAGGAACUGGGAAGUUAUCACACAGUAUUUAGAGAAUUAUCCCAAGGACGCAAAAGUGAAAACAGACUCAGAAAUUCCAACAGGCCUGGGGGACACCAUUAGGAAGAGAAAACCACCUCAUCACGCAAACACAGAACAUGAGCUGGAGGACCAGUUGAAUGAGUGGGCCAACAUGACAGGAUUUUUGUGUGCUUUGGGAGGUGUAAGACUGCAGAACAGACCACAUAGAAUAAGCGGAGGGCCUUCCAUAGCAUCAGGACUGGAUUCUCGUAAGAGCAGCUUGAUGCAGAGUUAUGAUACUCAGUACUGUCCUGUCACACAAUUUAUCAGUAACAUGCUGAAGUUGUUGGUCUGUCAGAAUGAGAAGUUUGGAGCUCAGAUUCAGAAACAUGUAAAGGAGUUGGUAGGACAUGAGUUAAAUCCGGCCCUUUAUCCCAUUCUGUUCGACCAAAUCAAAGUCUCAGUGGACAAGUUCUUUGAUCCCUCUGGUCAGGUGAUGGUGACAGAUUUGAACACCCAGUUCACAGAGAAUGUGAUAUUUAUUAUGAAGAAUAUUCUAGAAAUGAAGACAACAGACCAGCCCUGUGAACAUUUAGGGGUCACCAGUAUUGAAUCCCUCAUGUUGGCAGUGGUCAGGUAUGUGAGGCAUCUAGAUUCCACUGUCCACGCCAUUCAGAUAAAGAUCAAACUCUGUCAGUUAGUGGAAGCCAUGAUGCACCGGCGCGAUGACCUGACAUUCAGGCAAGAGAUGAAAUUUCGCAACAAAUUAGUGGAGUAUCUGACGGAUUGGAUCAUGGGAAAUUCCCAUCAAGUUAACAUCGGUGAUAUGUGUAGCAUGUCAAGGAAACCUAUGCCUAGAACUGGGCUACAGCGAUAUAUUCACAAUCCGAGUGGGCCGGGCUCCUGUGCCAAGGGCCCACCCUAUGUGCCCAGUCCCACACCAUUAUUUCUGCACUCCCAAACCACGGUAGACUUGGAUCAGGCCAGUAUGCAGGGGGUGGCGGCCCUGCUGGCAGGAUUACCCCUCCAGCCAGAGGAGAGUGACCGUGGCGACCUCAUGGAGGCCAAAUCACAACUAUUCCUUAAAUACCUGACAUUAUUUAUGAACCUCCUGAAUGACUGUUCAGAAGAAGAACAGGACACAGCCAUGGACCCUAACAGAAAGCGGAGCACGUCUAACCUGUCUGCCCUCAGGAACUGUACAGUCCAGGCCAUGUCCAACCUCCUUAAUGCCAACAUUGACAGCGGCCUGAUGCACUCUAUAGCUCUGGGAUACCACAAAGAUCCCCAGACCAGGGCAGCCUUCAUGGAGGUCCUGACUAAGAUCCUGCAGCAGGGGACAGAGUUUGAGACCCUGGCCGAGACUGCCCUGGCGGACAGGUUCGAGAGGUUGGUGGAACUAGUGACCAUGAUUGGGGACAAAGGGGAGCUUCCUAUAGCCAUGGCACUGGCCACGGUGGUACCUUCUCAACAAAUGGAUGAACUGGCCCGAGUGUUUGUUAAUCUGUUUGAUGCCAAGCAUCUCCUAUACCAGCUUCUGUGGAACAUGUUCUCCAAGGAGAAUUUUGAUGGACAGGUGGAGAUUGCUGACUGCAUGCAGACAUUGUUCCGCGGCAAUUCUCUGGCCAGCAAGAUCAUGGCCUACUGCUUCCGAUUUUACGGCCAGAACUACUUACGAGAAUUACUUAAUCCUCACAUCAUGGAGAUGGCUCAGCUGGAAAAGCAACAGAAAGUGUGCUUUGAAAUUGAUCCAGCGAGGUUGGAACAUGGUGAGAAUAUAGAGGAAAACAAGAAGAAUUUGAUGAUAAUCACCCAGAAGGUGUUUGAUUCUAUUGUAGGAUCAGCGCCUCAGUUUCCGUCUAAGCUGCGAAGCAUGUGUCACUGCCUGUACCAAGUAGUGACACAGAGAUUCCAGCAGAGUUCCACGGAGGCCGUGUGGACUGUUAUUGGCACAGUUAUUUUCUUACGCUUCAUCAACCCAGCGAUAGUGUCUCCAUUUGAGUCGGGAAUAAUUGAUGAAGAGCCGACACAGAAAGUCAAAAGAGGGCUGACGCUUAUGUGCAAAAUAAUGCAAAACAUUGCCAACCACCUGCAGUUCACCAAGGAAAACCACAUGAGAACAUUUAAUGAGUUCCUCAAAACCAAUUUUGAGGCUGGUAGAAGGUUUUUUACGGAGAUUGCCUCUGACGGAGACAUUCCAGACACGGGGAAUCACAGCCUCUCCUUCAUUAACGAUGCCAACGUUCUGGCUCUACACAGACUGCUGUGGAACAACCAGGAGAAGAUAGGGGACUAUCUGUCCAGCAGCAGAGACCACAAGGCGGUAGGAAGGAGACCAUUUGACAAGAUGGCGACUUUAUUGGCGUAUCUGGGGCCGCCAGAACACAGGCCUCUGGACUCUCAUGUUGGGAUAUUUGCCACUAGAUGGUCCAGCAUGGAUAUGACCAGCACCAAGUUUGAGGAGAUCAUGUCCAAACACAACAUGCACGAGAAGGACGAGUUCAAGUCCCUGAAGAAUCUCCUGAUCUUUUAUCAGGCGGGCACCAGCAUCGCAGGCAACCCAGUGUUUUAUUACAUAGCCAGACGAUACAAGGUUGGAGAGAUAAAUGGAGAUCUCCUUAUCUACCACGUGCUGUUAACACUCAAACCAUUCUACAACAAGCCAUUUGAACUUGUGAUAGACUUUACACACACCUGUGCAGAAAAUAGAUUUAGGACUGAUUUCCUGUCUAAGUGGUUUGUGGUGAUGCCGGAGGUGGUGUAUCAGAACAUCACGGCCUCCUACAUCUACAACUGUAACUCCUGGGUCAGAGAGUACACCAAGUACCACGACCGCAUCCUCAACCCUCUCAAAGGAAAUAGGAAACUUAUUUUCAUUGACCAUCCAGCCCGAUUGAAUGAGUACAUUGAACCUGAUCAGCAGAAAUUGCCAGGAUCCACUGUAGCCCUGGAGGAGGAUCUAAAAAUUUCUAACAAUGCUCUGAAGCUAUCUCACAAGGACACGAAGGUUACAAUCAAAGUAGGGCCCAACGCCAUACAGAUCACUUCUGCUGAGAAGUUGAGAGUACUGGGACAUCAAGUUCUGCUGAAUGAUAUUUACUACGCAUCGGAGAUUGAAGAGGUGUGUUUAGUUGAUGACAAUCAGUUUACCUUGACGAUAUCCAAUGAGAGUGGGCCCCUGUCUUUUAUUCAUAAUGACUGUGAUAACAUUGUCCAUGACAUAAUCCACAUAAGGACCAGAUGGGAACUGUCCCAACCAGAGUCUGUGACGGUUCACACCAAAAUCCGACCAAAAGACGUGCCCGGCACGCUGCUCAACGUCGCCCUGCUGAAUCUCGGAAGCUCAGACCCGAGUCUCAGAUCUGCUGCCUAUAACUUGCUGUGUGCACUCACUCAAACCUUUGACCUGAAAAUUGAGGGCCAGUUAUUAGAAACCACAGGAUUAUGUAUCCCUGCAAACAAUACCAUUUUCAUCAAGCUGAUCAGUGAAACCUUGGCUGUAAAUGAACCACAUCUGACCUUAGAGUUCCUGGAGGAGUGUAUACAGGGGUUUGGUAACUCGAACAUUGAGAUGAAACACUUGUGUCUGGAGUACAUCACUCCAUGGCUACCUAACCUCACAAGAUUUUGUAAACACUCGGAUGAGAAUAAAAGACAGAAAGUGGCUUUGAUUCUGGACAAGUUGAUCACCAUGACAAUAGAGGAAGUAGAGAUGUAUCCCUCGAUUCAAGCCAAGAUUUGGGGAAACAUCGGAAAAGUGGCCGAUCUCUUGGAUAUGGUGCUAGAUAGCUUUAUCAAGAGAAGUGUCACUGGAGGGCUGGGGUCCAUACAGGCAGAAAUCAUGGCUGACACAGCAGUGGCCUUGACCUCUGCUAAUGUACAGCUUGUGUCCAGAAAGGUCAUAGGUCGAUUGUGCAGGCUGAUAGACAAGACCUGCACCUCCCCUACCCCCACAUUGGAACAGCACUUGAUGUGGGAUGACAUUGCUAUUCUGGCCAGAUAUCUUCUCAUGUUGUCUUUUAAUAAUUCAUUAGAUGUUGCUAGUCAUUUACCCUUCCUGUUUCACAUUGUGACACUACUGGUGUGUACAGGCCCUUUGUCUCUGCGAGCCUCCACACACGGGCUCGUUAUCAACAUCAUCCACUCACUGUGUACAUGUUCACAGCUCAGCUCCAUCAAUGAGACCACUAUGAAGAUUUUGAAGAUGAGCUUGGCUGAGUUCUCCCUCCCCAAGUUCUACCAGUUGUUUGGGAUCAGUAAGGUCAAGUCUGCUGCCGUCAGUGCAUUCAGGACCAGCUUUAGGCCGGGGGAUAGAUCCUUCACCAUGUCCCCUCCAGAACACGAGAAAAUGUCUCUCUCCUCUCUGGAAACCAUUGUAGAUGCUCUUCUAGAGAUCAUGGAGGCGUCUAUGAAAGACAUUCCAAGUUGUGAUUGGCUCCAGCAAUGGACAGAUUUGGCUAGAAGGUUUGCAUUCCAGUACAAUCCUGCCUUACAGCCCCGAGCUAUCAUUGUGUUUGGCUGCAUCAGUAAAACCGUCACCGACUCAGAAAUCAAACAGCUCCUCAAAAUCAUGAUGAAGGCUCUGGAGUCCUUUAAUGACCUGACCUUGAUUGAGGCCAUUGUUAUGUGUCUGACAAGGUUACAGCCUCUACUGAGAUCUGAUUCCUCGAUCCACCGAUUCCUGUUCUGGGUGGCCAUUUCUGUACUACAGCUGGAUGAGCAGUCAUUAUACGCUGCAGGCUUGGCUCUACUGGAGCAGAAUCUCCACACCCUGGACAACAUGGGACUAUUUGAUAGAGAGCCUCUAGAGAAGAUCAUGAUGGAGACCAGGGAUCCUUUAGAGUGGCAUUUCAAACAGCUGGACCACGCCAUGGGGCUCAGCUUCAAAGCCAACUUCAACUUCGCUCUAGUUGGUCAUCUUCUGAAAGGAUUUAGACAUCCAGCACAGACGACCACAUCUCGAACUAUCCGAGUUCUGAACCAGCUGUUAUCCAUCACUGUAAAACCCACCAACAGAGACAAGUUUGAGGUGACACCACAGACAGUGCCAUAUCUUGCAGCCUUGGUCUCGGUUUCUGAAGAAGUGAGAAGUAGAUGCCACCUUAAACAUCGUACGUCACAGUACAUGAUGAAGGAGUCGCCCUCUAGUGACAGUCUCAACACAGAUAUGGCAGCAGGGGUGUUCUCCUCCUCUGCUGCGGGACCAGUGAUCCCCGUCCCCAGUCUGCCGGUGGCCUCUACCCUAGACAUCCAGCCUCCCCCCUCAAUGACCCCUCCCCCCGUGGCUACCCCCAUGACCCGGCGACAGAAGAGCUGGGAGGUCCUGGACCUGGGACCCAUGAAUGCUGCACGACUUCAGAAAGGCCCAUCACAUCCCAACCAAUCUCAGCAGCCAGGUAGCUCCAAGGUUUGGAAAAGUCUAGACGACCCCAAUCCUCGACCACCAUUUCACAACAGGAGUAACUCCAUGCCUACACCGGGUUCUAAGAAGGAUGGGAGUAAAGCGGUUAUGUCUCAGUCCCGCAGUGGGAGAGUGUCGGUCUCCAACGAGAACAACGUGCUGCUGGAUCCAGACAUGCUGACCGAUUAUCCCACCCAAGUCCUGGUGCUCACUGUGCUGGCCACCCUGGUUAGAAAUACUACAGAUGAAAAUGAGGCUAGAAUUCUCUAUGAAUAUCUUGCAGAGGCAUCUGUGGUUUUUCCUAAAGUUUUUCCAGUGAUACACAGUCUCCUGGAUGCCAAAAUCAACAAUGUCCUCUCAUUGUGCCAUGAUCAGGCUAUCCUGAAUGCUGUACAGAGCAUCAUACAGAACAUGAUCGCUUGUGAGGACCCAUCUCAACAGCAGCUGUCCUACUUACAGAGUAUCGGCUUUGGAGGCCUUUGGAGGUUUGCUGGAACGUUUAAGUCUGCGCAGAGCGAUACAGCCGAGCUGCUGGUGAACUGCCUGGAAGCCAUGAUGGUUGAGAACUGUCUCCCUGGUGACGACCUUGACAUUCUUAAUCCUUAUCCCAGCUCCCUUGGGAUUUCCUCCAAUCUAAACUUGUCCAGCUCCAUGUCCAGCCUCAGUGUCAGCAGCAUGCACUCCCCCACUGAUAAAGACACCGCCGACAAAAAUGGAGCCAACAGCAACCGCAUGCGCCACGGCUCCGCCAACAACUUACCGGGCAAAAAUCGGACGGGGAGCUUCAAGCGGAAGGAUAGCAAAAAGAAAGUAAUGGAGACCAUUGAGAACUGACUUCUCAGCGAGAAAUACAAGUUAUUUAAUGAUAGUUACAGAAAUAAUAACUUUCUUCACUACUCAGUAGAGUGAAAAAUAGGUUUAAUUUGACAUAUCAUUUUAUUUCUAUUUAUUGCUAUGAACCAAAAAUUUACCUCCAUGAGCCACUUUUUAGAUAAUCUUUCAGGCCUGUUUUAAUUUAUAUGUAAGUUAUGCUAUCUAAAUAUUUUUUUUUAACUCAGUCAAAGAUUCAGUAAACUUGAGUAGAGCUCAUUUAGUACAUUCCUAAAUUUUGAACUUGGCAAAAAAUGUAGAAGUUAAUUAAACAGUAGUGGCUGUAUUGAAAAAAAUGACACAUACAUGUAUCAUUAAUUUGAAUGUCUUGUACAGAGCUUGCUUUGUGCUUUUACUGUUUGGCCUGAUUCUUUUGGAAAAUGUUGGAUAUUAUUCUAUACAUAUAUCAGAUUUAUCAAUGAAAGACAUUUCAGUUGUUAAAUCAUCAGGAAUAUUGUUACAGUAGAUAUCAGGAACAAAAAUGGCAUUGUUGAAAUUUUUGUUGAAGUUGGGAAAAUAUUUCUAAGAUUUCAAAGUACUGUUAAUGUUUUGCUUAAUUUAUGCUCAAAGAAUGAAUUUAUUAUGAUCUUGAUAAAGAAGUAUUACAUAUCUAAGUUGCCAUACAUACCGUAUAAUUGGAAUUUUUGGCGAGACGCAAAUUUAGUGAUUUGUCCAUGAAAAUUAUUAUUUUAAUUUUAGCGAGAUGAAAUUUUAGCAAUUUUAAAAAGCUCACUAAAGAAGCUAUUACAAAUAAAGCGCAAUUAAUUUUUAGCGAUAUUCAAUUUUAGCGAUCUUUGAUACCCUUGCUAAUAAUGCCAAAAUUAAAUCCUCACUAAAAUUCCUACUUAUAUGGUAUAUUUUUUCUCAACAGAUGGGGGAAUUUAUGGCUCUUUGUUCACUUUUGCUGAAUAUAGGACAAUUUGGCCAUGCCUCUGUGUUUCGGAUUUAUUGUCAGAACCUCCACAGUUAUUUUUGAAUGGGCCAUCAUCUUUUUUUGUUUUAGAUUUUUAAAAGUUUGAAUACACAGAUAAGCUUUCUUAUUAACAUUUACAUCAACAAGAUGUUUACCUCUAAUGAAUAUCAGUUUAAUAUCAAGCACAGGAAUUGUUGAAAUUAUAUAUAUAACCUAAAUGGAAUAUAUUCUGCUUUCUGAUUUUAUAUACAUUUGUACAAAGAUUAAAAGAAACAGCAUGAAAAGUAAAAUUGUGUAAAGAUUAACUACAAAAAUUAAAUUAAAAUUGAUUUAAAUUCAUUUGGUGUGUAAACAAAACAGCUUGUGUAUUUGGAAUGCUUGAAAUCUCCCCAAUUACAGAUUUAUGUUAUAUAAACUGUUUUUGAACAACUACACCAAGAUGGGAAAAGACCUUCCCAAAAGAUACUGAUUUCAUCUAUAAUAUCAAUUUUUUUUAUUGGCAACAUCAAAAUUUUUAUUAUUGUGUAGGUUUUGAUCUCUGCUCUUGAUUUAUUGAUGAUAUAUCUUUGUAUGUUUAACCAUAUUGUGUUCAUCUUGUGCAAUAUGUCAAAAACAUUUGCAAAUCAUGUUUUAAUUUUCUUCAUUCUAUGUUUUCUCCUUUCUUCUCUGUGUUCAGCUUGUUUUCUCUAUUUUGUUGUAUUUUCUUUUCAUCACCACUGGUUUUUUUUUUAUGUUUUACUCUAGAAAUACAAUUUAUCUUAUUUGGCAUUGAACCAAAAUUCUAUUUAAUGUGUUCUCUUUGUUUACGGGUGAACAUGUCAUAGAUACAUUGUAGGUAAUGCUCAUAAAAUUUUUAUUGCAUACAAGUAAAAUUGCCUAAGUAAUAUUGCAUGAGGUUUCAUCUGCAAACACAUAUACUUUGUUGGAAGAAAUCAAUUUUUAAAAAAAAAAAUCAGUUUUGUUUCAUAGAAUUAUUUCUGUUUUACAUUCUACAAAAAAAAAUUUGCAUUCACUUCAAAAAUGUUGCAUGCUGUGUAUAUAAUUAGAUUCUUGAACAAUACCAAAGUUUACGUCUCCCAUGUGUAAUCACAUAGCUUGUACAUGUAUGUGUAUUUGUUGAAGGCGACCUUUUGUUAGCUCAAUGCCAUGUUUGUGUUUAAAGUUUGUUAAGAUAUAAGAACAGCAUGCUGUCAUUGUUGUCUUUCAUGUGAAAAAAAUUUGUAAAUGUUGAUAGCUUUAUAUUUUUGUAUAAGAUGUCAGGCAUAAUUUAAAUGGUUAUAUUAGUUUGAAGCAGUAUUUAUUAUAAUGCUAUCUAGUGAGUGAUAAAACUAGAUUCAAAUGUUUUUUUGAAAAAGAUAUUGGGUUGUAAUUGUUCGUUGUGAAAAGAAGUUUGAGCAAAUGAAUUUUUAUUCAUAAGUAUUAAUUAUACAAGUACAUGUAUAUAAAGUUCGGGAUAGAUUUUGAGCGAGUAUUGGGAAAAUGGAGAACUUUUUAUGAAGUGCAAACAGUUAAGACAGAAAAAUAGUUCCAGUAUUGCUGUUAUUUUGGAAAGUAUUGAUAUUUUGAAAUCCAGAAUUGUGAUGAUGUGAUUUCCUUGGCUGUUACAGUAACCAUAUUCUGUGCUAGGAAACUGUAUACAAGUACAUGUAGGUAGAUCGGAACUAAAGUCUAUUGUAUCUGCAAAUUGACUAGACUGAAUAUUACAGAUAGGGAUUUUAAUGUGUUGUCCAUUGUGCAUUAAAACUGUGCUUGUUUUUCUGUAUAUGAUUUCUAAAAAAAGUUUACUGAGUUAUAAGUUUUUGGUCAGGUCAGUUUGCAACAUGAAACAAGUUUUUUCCACAAACAUUUUAAAAUAUUUUUAGAUUUUUUUUCAACUAGAAUUACGCGUCUAAAGCAUUAUAACUGCUAGUUCUCAGGUGUUUAGAAAUACUCAGCCUUAAUUGAUUAAGAUUCAGAAUCAUAAUUUACAAUGAAAACAAUAAAAGUGGUUAAAUCAUAGUUCACAAUAUCGAUUUUUUUAUGUGGUUUGUUAUCAAAUCAGUUUUAAAUUAAUGAUGCUUCAAAUCUCAUAUAUUUUGUGCAAUUUACAGUAUGAAUAAAUUUUUCCUCCCAGUAUGGAUGUUAUAAAAGUAAGAAACAUAGUUAUGUUAAAUUUUAAAUGAAAUUCUAAAUAGUUCAUCCACUGAAGGCAUUACCGUAUUUAAUACGAUAAAAUAAUUUUUUUCUGUAUGAAGUGCUGUACAAAGCAGUUAUAAUUUUUAAGUGAUAGAGAAACGUUUUGUUUAAAUUUUACACCAAGUGUACCUUGAUGCUUGUAAAUCAUGUGAUUGGUCUGCAAUGUCUUGUUGCCAUAGUAACAUUAGGAUUAUUUUUUGUGAACAUUUUGAUUGUUGUUCAGAAAGUCCUGUUAAGUAUGUGAUGAAAUAAAUUUGUCAAAUGAA
Saccostrea cuccullata (small rock oyster) is the source of this 11890-nucleotide messenger RNA. Its product is annotated as neurofibromin-like. The transcript is spliced from 62 exons. The record is from RefSeq and is a predicted model, not a curated record. Bases 41 to 8500 code for a protein of 2819 amino acids. Lineage: Eukaryota; Metazoa; Mollusca; Bivalvia; Ostreida; Ostreidae. Gene Ontology annotation, biological process: nonfunctional rRNA decay; regulation of GTPase activity; nuclear-transcribed mRNA catabolic process, non-stop decay. Gene Ontology annotation, cellular component: cytoplasm.